UCAGACCUGGCGGAGAGCUGGGCAGGGCAGGUGGGUGGCAGCUCCACAAGGAGCAAAGGGCUGCCCGCUCCAGCCUUCCUGCUCUCCGAUAGGACAGGGGCGGCGCCGAGCUUCCUUCCCUCCACACCCUUGGCUGAGUCCUCUCUCCUGUACACACAGGUGCCGGACAAGGAGUUGUUCUGAGGGUGGAACUGGAUUGUACCGAGCCCCGCCGGAUCCCCUGCUUCUAAAAUGGCUGUCAGAUCUCACUUCCAGGGGUUUGGAAUGGAAGACAUGAUUUGGGAACAGUAUACUGUGACAUUACAAAAGGAUCCAAAGAAAGGAUUUGGCAUUGCUGUUUCGGGAGGAAGAGACAACCCACAUUUUAACAACGGUGACAACUCCAUUGUGAUUUCAGAUGUCCUUAUAGGAGGGCCUGCAGAUGGUCGCUUACAAGAGAAUGAUCGUGUUGUUAUGGUUAAUGGAACUCUCCUGGAAAAUGUGCCACAUUCAUUUGCAGUUCAGCAGCUAAGAAAAUGUGGGAAAACUGCUGUCCUGAUGGUGAGAAGGCCACGAAGGGUACAGAUGGGUGCUCCAAGCAAAUCAGAACCUGCCCUAGAUAUGAUGGAUGACUAUGCAGAAUUUGAGAGCCAAACUGGUUAUAGUGCACACAGUGAGAGGAGCGGAUAUGGGGGAUCUCGAAGCAGAGACCCUAGUCCAGGCUUCCGAAGGGACCAAGAAAGAGGACCAUAUUAUGAACGAGAUCAAAGAGGCUAUGGAACCAGAGCAAAAAGUGUUGACCAAGAUCUAAAUAUGGGUUAUGGACUUAGGCAAGAUAUCAGCCGUGGCAGAAGUAUAGAUCGUGGGCUUGAUGAUGACCAGAUAUAUAAAAAAGAUCACAGUCGUGGCAGAAGUAUAGACCGUGGUCUGGAUGAAGACCGUGGGUACAGAAGGGAGCGAAGUCGUGGCAGAAGCCUUGAUCGUGACUUAGAUGACCCUCGUAGUUAUGGAAGAGAUAGCAGUCGUGGAAGGACCUUAGAUAGAGAUGACACUUAUGAUAGAUAUGCACAGUAUAGCCCAGAUCGUCAGCAUGGAAGAUCUUCAGCAGAACGUAGAUAUGACCGCAAUAUUCAGAAAAGCCGUAGUCGAGAUAGACUUCAAUCCCGCAGUCCAUCCCCUCUAGGGCAUGGAGAUUCAGACACUACCAGUGUCCUGCUAACCAAGAAAAAAUCUAAUGAAGAAUAUGGUCUUCGUCUUGGCAGCCAGAUCUACAUUAAAGGACUAUCCAACACUGGUUUAGCAGCAAAAGAUGGGAAUUUGCAUGAAGGAGAUAUAGUUCUCAAGAUAAAUGGUAUAUUGACAGAAAACAUGUCUUUAACUGAAGCCCAGGCAUUGAUAGAAAAAUCUAGAGGGAAGUUGCAGCUGGUUGUCCUAAGGGACAAACGACAGACCCUGAUAAACUUGCCAUAUGUGGAAGACAGUGAUUCGGAAAUGGAAGAUGAUCCACCAUAUGCAAACAAGAGGAGAAAUCCAAGAUCAAAGGAGCAGUGAACAAAAUAAAGGUCCAUGUGAUGGGUCUUCAAAUGCCAGAACAACUUUCUCUUUCUCUAACCAAAGAUAUAAAUAUACAUACACAUAAAAGCCAUUGCAUUUGUAUUUUGUAUUCAAUUAAAGGCAAAUUCGUAACAA
Hyla sarda is the source of this 1668-nucleotide messenger RNA. Its product is annotated as tight junction protein ZO-2-like. Lineage: Eukaryota; Metazoa; Chordata; Amphibia; Anura; Hylidae. Gene Ontology annotation, biological process: cell-cell junction organization; cell-cell adhesion; protein localization to cell-cell junction. The coding region runs from base 232 to 1530 and encodes 432 amino acids. The record is from RefSeq and is a predicted model, not a curated record. Gene Ontology annotation, cellular component: plasma membrane; bicellular tight junction. The transcript is spliced from 9 exons. Gene Ontology annotation, molecular function: cell adhesion molecule binding.